GUCGCGGAUUGUCAUGUUGUUGGUUUCAGGGCCCGGGAGCGGCACCGGGCGCCAAGAUGAGACGAACAGGAGCAUGACCGCCUGGAGGUGUGAGCAAUCAUUGGUCAAGCCUCCUUGUCCUUCCUUCAGCGGCGCCCAACGGGGUAAUCAGCUCAGGGGUGGUAACAUCGGCCCCUCACACCGCGCCUGUCUCUGAAGUGCCCCGUUGCACCUCUCUGGACUCUGGAUGCGCGGGCGUCUCGCAGUUUCGGCCCUCCCCGCGCCUGGGCCCGCGGGCGAUUCGGGCCCCUCCGAUGGUCUCCCACCCUCGGCCCCCGCCUGGAUACUGUCCGAGCCCGCCGCGGGGCGAUGAGCGCGAUCGCCGCCGGCCAGGACGCAGCCCAGGCGCGGACUGCCCAGGAGGAGCUCAUGGAGAGGGCUCGGCCUGCCCGCCAGGGGCACGGAGGGCCGAAGGACCUUACCAGCAAGGAACACGAUAUCACCACCUGUGCCACCCGGGAGAACUCUUACAGCGAGGGCGAGGACAAGGGCCCGGGCAGCGAGCAGGCCUUGAGCACGGAGCGCCUGGAGGACUACCCCUUCUACGACGAUGACGACGAUGAGGGCGAGGACGAGGGCGGGCUCUCUUUCGCCACGAGGGCACCGAAGCUGCGUGACUCACCGGCAAGCCCCAGGCCGCCCACGGCGCCCCGGCCCUCCCUGGGGUCCCGGCUGCAUGCCAGCGGGGACUGCCGGCCGUGCGCGUGGUACUGGAAGCCCGGCAGCUGCACGAACGGCUCGGGCUGCGGCCACUGCCACGAGUGCCCCGAGGGCGAGAUCGCGGAGCGCAGGAAGGCCAGGGCGAAGGACAUCCGCCGCAGCAGCGUCCGCCAGUCCCUGUCGGAGAUGCCCCCCCGCAAGGCGCUCGCCGCGAGCGCCCGCGCGCCUACCGCGGCGCUGUGGGUGCCACCCGCCGGCUUCCCAGCAGCGGCGCUCCCUGCGGCGUCCGUGGUGGCCCCGGUGCCCUUCCCAAUGUCCCGGCUCCCGCUUGCGCUGGCCCGCGUGCAGUCCCUGACGAUGCCUGGACGCCCCGCGGCGGAGGCGCUCUCGCCCAUGAUGGCCCCAGCGCUGUCCCUGCCGGUGCCGUCGAGCCUGCCGGGCGGGGAGCUGCCGUGCCCCCCACCCGGCCUGGAGUUGGAGCCGAUGACUGUCGGCAGGACGGGCACUGCCGCAUCGGCCACGCUGGUGGCCGUCGAGAGGACGGCCUCUGCGCCGGCCGGCCCUGUGGUGUGCCAUCCUUCGGUGGGCUCGUCGCUGCACGCCGCGGGCAUGUGCAAGCCGUGCGCGUGGUACUGGAAGCCGGGUGGCUGCCAGAACGCUCAGGAGUGCCGCCACUGCCACCUCUGCCCCCCGGGCGAGAUCGCGGCCCGGAAGCGGCGCGCGGCCGCGGGCGCCGCGGCGCGUCGCGAUCCCAACGCUUGGCGCGCGGCGGGCUGGGCCUCCGCCCCCGGCGGCGCGAUGGCGGCCUGAUGUCGCGGCGCACGGCGGUCGGUGGGGCGUCGGGCCCAUCCCGGCGCCGAACGAGGGGGGCGAUCUGUCGCCGCGCCGUCUGUUUCGACCCGCGGUCCUACGCCUUGGGGAGGGCGCCGCGGCCACCAGGGCAAACGCCGCUUCGGGCGCGGGACUUGCCGUGGGGUCUGCCGCGCCCCCCCCCCCCUCCCCUGACCUCCCCUCUGAAGAGCGGUCUAGAGAGGCCCUGCCAGACAAGCAGCCAGCACUCUAGGCACUCCACUUGUCGUGCAGGCGCGGCGGCGAAUGCACCACCGCCGGGCCUCCACGGGCCCAGACUUUGGCGCACACUGGCCUCCCAGCCCUGGUCGGGGGCCGACGUUCACGGCCAGCGGGAUCCCAACCCCUCAUUCGUGGAGAGUCAACAGACUUACACACAGCAAGCUCUCCGCGGUAGCGACGCCAGGACCCAAGUUCACUAUACACCCGAGACGCAUGUGGGCUUUCGUUUAAAGUGUAUGGGGACCUGCUAGGAACCACUCUGCGUUGCCCCAAUGCUGUGAGAAGCAAGGAAGAAGUGGAUGGGGCGCCCAGGUUUUACUCCUCCGCCUCCUAAUGCUCAUCCUGUUCCUCGUGCCGUUCCUGCUCAUGGCUGUCCUCGCUGGAUCCAAUCAGGCUUCUGUGCACCCAAGUUGCUGGACGCCUCCUGCACGUCCGAAUUCGUCAUGUGGACGGGGCACAAAGACCUCCGUCCCAUGUAGUCGAAUGGUUGACCGCAACGCGCAGCGCGAUCAAGCCGCAGGCCUCUGGGAGCAAACGUAAGCUUGCAUCCCGUGUAAAGCUGAAGCGCGCUGUGCCCCGCGCGCGAUGCACUCGUCAUGUUUCGAGAGGGCCGUCCACCCGUUCUCUCAGCAAUGUACAGUGGCCUUGGCUCGUGCGCAGCACUCCCUGCCAGGAAGAGAGGUACCUCAGCAAUCUCCGCAGAGGUGCAGAGCUGGGAUCUCGCCACCCCCAGAAUUAAUGCACGACCAGGGGCAGCCUGGGAUCAUCACUCUCAUGAGCAGUCGCUGGGGUUCUGUGUCUUUGGUGUAGAACUGCACCACUUCUGGUGCUCACCAGCCUGCUGCUCUGAGGCCUUACAGCUGCCCAGAAGCAAAGACUGGCUUGCAGUCCCGCUCAGACUCAUCGCUUUUGCACGGUGUCUCGAACUACAGUCGAGGCAUUGCUGGCGUUGCAUGAACACCUGUUUGUUCCUCCUCCUGUUCCUCUGGCGGCCGCUGCGCCUUGUCCUUCUGCUGCUUGCUUCCGCCGCUGCCGCUGAUCGUCAUCUUUCGAGGCAGCUUGUUUUUCUCUGUUGAGUUGUCGUUGAGCCGCGUGAGCACUCAGUAACAGCAGAGGUACCCGUCCCUACUGGUCUGCACGGUAAGCUGUGUUAUUUACCCUCACCCCUAGCAUGGGAACACCAUGGUGUGCCCUGCAUCCACGAAAGGACAAUAUCUUCCGAGGCACACGUGGUUGUAUGGAUGCCCCUUUCGCCCGAGAACAUGGGUUACACAAUGACGUUCGCCUUGGAUUGGCAGUCGCUCUGGCAUGAUCCUCGCCCUCGUGCCCAACUCGCACCUGCGUCCUGCUGACAGCUCGAGGUAUCGUAGUGAGCGUACUCAUGGCGAAUCGGCACUCGCAGUGUCUGGCCGUCUCGUCGCUGUUCUGCUCCGCAUGGAGGCCGGGCAGUUCCAGUCUCACUGGUUUCACCCUUUCUUCAGCGAGCGAAGUGAUUGCGGUGCGCUACUUACUUCAUUGCCUGGUCGGCGGACGCAAAGUCAGGCCAGCAAGCACAUGCUCGCACAUGUGUCUUUGCAAGCUUUACUUCUUGCGACGGCUUUACGGCCGCUGCCGCCGACCUUGAAGGGGGA
Messenger RNA from Prorocentrum cordatum, 3401 nucleotides. The record is from the annotation of a GenBank genome assembly. NCBI's taxonomy places the organism in Eukaryota, Dinophyceae, Prorocentrales, Prorocentraceae.